AUGGCCAUGGCACAGGCCCAAGCGGUGAAGGAGGCAACAACUUCGAAACUCAUUCCAGUCGACGCGGAAUCAAAACGGCUGAUCGACUGGAUGGAGAAAGGGGUGUACGAUGCCUUGAAGAACAAGUACCUGAAAAGUCUGAUAUUUGCGAUCUGUGACAGCGAUUCGGCUACAGAUAUGCUCGAGUCUUACUCAAUGAGCUUCGAAUAUGGAGAGAAUGGUGAAGUUGAGAUGAAGCUGGGCGAUGAUCGCUCUGGGAAGAUUUUCAACACGAGCGACAGUCAGGAGCACAUGAAAGGUGGAGCUUGCCGACUUGUCAGGCAGUUGUGUUCGCUUAUGCGGACGCUAGAAGCAGUUCCGGAGAACCGUACUCUCAUCAUGAAGCUUUACUAUUACGACGACGUCACGCCAGAGGACUACGAGCCACCCUACUUCCGUGCUGCGAGCAGCGGAGACAAGCUUUCGUUCGCCAAAAUGCCACUGAACAUCAAGGUGGGGGCACUCGGCAGCCGACAUCAUAAGAUUGCGCUCAAGAUCAAGAGCCUGUUGGAUCCGGACUGCCCUGAGCAGAAUAACGGUGCCGCUUCUGAAAGUAUGGGCGAGAUUCAGGGCGAAGAAGAGGAAUCGGACGACGAGAACUUUGCGGAGGAACUCGAAGACGAUUACCGGAUGGGAGCAGAAUCGAUCGCUGAACAUGUCAAGAAAAUGGACGACGAUGGGGCUCAAACUGACAUGAAGCGACAAGCAGGCCACUCGUCGAUCGGGGAAGAAGCUGACAACCUGCAGCUUAAAACGGAGGCUUCGGAUAGCCUCAAGACGUGGAUCAAGAACCGAAGGACGUCGACCUUCGACUUCAACGAAGUGCUUUGCGAGUUUCCGGAGCUUUCUGCCUCCAUAUUGGAAGAGAAAAAAGGUCCAUUGGAGAAGGGCGAAUGCUCCGCUGAAGAGUCCAUGUAUACGAAGGCUCUAUACCACGCUCUGCCAAUGCAAUACGUCACCAUUGCAAAGCUGCACAACAAGCUGGGCAAAGAUGUCACACAGGCGAAAACCAAGACACUUGUAGAGCGCAUGGCCGCAGAAGGCUACAUCGAGGAGACUCCAACCAACAGGCGCAUGGGACGACGAGUUCUGCGGAAAGAAAUCGACAAGACGAAGCUGCAGAAGGCUUUUACAGCCUUGACCGUGGGUCAACCCGACAGCUUACCGAACGAAGAGAAGCAGGAUGCGAUUUUGAAUGUCAAAGCUGCGGAACCCAACCCCUCCACUGUCGGAGGUCUCCGUUCACUUGGCUCUGAAGCAACAAGGCAACAGGCCGCUGCUCCCGACCUGAGUAUCCAGACAGACGGACAACCACUCAAGAAGACCGAGAGCGGCAAGCCCGACAAAUCCGAACGGCCUCCUCCUGUUCCCUCUCGUCCUGCUGCAAGCACUUCCAAGCCAAGGACAAAGGCCAAAAGGCCCCCAACCGAGUUCGUGUUCAUGGACAGCCAGGAGCCUGCGAAUGAGAUCCUCCGGAAAGCAAGCGUCGUAGCUGAUCCCAUCUACCAGUCCACGAAGAGGUUCCGCUCAGAACCGUAG
Messenger RNA from Klebsormidium nitens, 1578 nucleotides. Lineage: Eukaryota; Viridiplantae; Streptophyta; Klebsormidiophyceae; Klebsormidiales; Klebsormidiaceae. The record is from the annotation of a GenBank genome assembly.